AUCAAAAUCAUACAUGAGCUACAUCAUAGAGUAUUUAUAGCAUCCCAAUAAAAUGGAAUUAAAAUACUGUAAAAAUCAAUCUUAUAAUGAAAAGUCGUUUAUCGAUAUAAAACGCCGGAGAAAGGAUAAUAACAAAAAACAAUAAGACAAUAAGAACCUUUUUGAAUAAAAUUCCUGGCUUAUUUACCUAAUCUGAAUAUAAAUGUAAUCGAUUGAAAGUAAGUGUUCAUACCUUAUAUAACUUCAGUCGGAAUUGUUUUAUCACUGAAGUGUGGUCGAUUGCUCUAUUGUGAUCUGUUGUCUUUUGGAUGUAAAUCAAACAAAUUUAAAUAGUUUUUAGAGGGCAGUUCAAUAUACAAGAAGUCGGCACAUAAUUAGAAACACUGCUCAUGAUGUGGCGGUUUCACGACUCGUACCGAAUUGACUGAUUUUAAUAUUUUCACAGGCAUCCAAUAAAUACGUGCGUUACAAGAAAGUGAUGCAGUCUUUGUGUCCCUCGGAAGUUGAUAUGUACAGAGAGGCCUUUAGUUUCUUUGACAAAACGAAGAAAGGGUACAUAGUGGCGGAGGACUUUGAGCGAGCCCUAACAAGGAUAAAUCAGAUCAAUCAAACCCCCACCACCAGGGAAGAGGCUGAAAGUCUCGUCAAGGAGUAUGAUGUCAACGGUGAUGGCAAAAUAACUUUUGAGGAAUUAGUCGUAUCUAUUGUAAAACGGUUAGAAACAAAGGACAAGGACUCCGAACUUCAGAAACUGUUUAAGAAUUUCGAUUCUGACAAUGACGGCGCACUCAACAAGGAGGAACUAGUCGCUCUGCUAGGCUCUUUAGACGACAAAGUAUCAGCCACAGACAUCGAGGAAAUUGUAGCAGAUUUUGAAGAAAAUGAAUCGGGUUUAAUGCAAUACAACGACUUUUCAAAAAUAAUGAAACAGCUUGUUUGAAAGGAUCUUACACAGAUUUUCCAUGAAAAAAAGUUUCACUUCAAGUCUUUAAAGACGCUCCUGAUUUAAAGAAUAUUUGCUCUACAGACUGGUCCGAAUGCAGAAUUAUCUGGUUAUGAAGAGUAAUAAAAAUGAACAACGAA
Molecule: messenger RNA, 1083 nt
Organism: Saccostrea cuccullata (small rock oyster)
Lineage: Eukaryota; Metazoa; Mollusca; Bivalvia; Ostreida; Ostreidae
Product: troponin C-like
Exons: 5
Coding region: 479-940 (153 amino acids)
Molecular function (GO): calcium ion binding
Source: RefSeq, a predicted model, not a curated record